Molecule: messenger RNA, 977 nt
Organism: Xiphophorus maculatus (southern platyfish)
Lineage: Eukaryota; Metazoa; Chordata; Actinopteri; Cyprinodontiformes; Poeciliidae
Gene: noto
Product: homeobox protein not2-like
Exons: 3
Coding region: 1-774 (257 amino acids)
Biological process (GO): neuron differentiation; regulation of DNA-templated transcription; central nervous system development
Molecular function (GO): DNA-binding transcription factor activity, RNA polymerase II-specific; DNA binding
Source: RefSeq, a predicted model, not a curated record
AUGCAGAUACCGAACAGACCAAUGGAAGCUGGCGGAUACUCCGUGCGUAAUUACGCACGGGCCUCACUAUGCGCUCAGAGCAACGGGAGCCGCUGCGCUCCGGCCGCGAAGACUCCAAGCGGGAAGUCUUUCACCAUCGAGGCUCUGCUGGCCAAGCCGGAGGAGGCGGCACCCAGAGACCGGAGCGGACCGAACCAGUGGGGGGAGAAAUACCCGCAAACCGCGCCUCCUCCGCACCUGGCCGGGUUAACGCUUCCACCGGCACAAUACCUCUAUUCACCCAACGCGUUGCACCCCAGCGUUCACCCGCAGCCUGGAUAUUCCGUCUACUGCUACCCGCCGUUCACCUACGCACCAUCCUGCCGGGGAGCGUUUUACUCACAAGCAACCGUGUCCAAAGCGAACGCAGCGAUGCACCAGUUCAAGACGAAAGGCGGAAAGUCGAAACGCAUGCGCACCAGCUUCACCAGCGAGCAGCUGUCCCGGCUGGAGAAGGAGUUCGCCCGGCAGCAGUACAUGGUGGGAUCCGAGAGGUUCCUCCUGGCCUCCGCUCUGCAGCUCACAGAGGCUCAGGUCAAAGUCUGGUUCCAGAACAGACGCAUCAAGUGGCGCAAACAGAGUCUGGAGCAGCAGCAGGCCAAACUGGCCAAACUGGGACUGGCCGCUCCGCUGAAGAGUCCCGGAUCUCAGGGCCACGGAGACGAAGGCGACGAAGACUUCUCCGACUCGGAUGUGGAUAUCGAUGUAUCCGAUGACUCGGUGGACCACUGCUGACCGUUUCAGAACAAAGACUUCCCUGUACAUAGCGCUGAGAAAGGAGACGGCUGUCUCCGACUAUGACUAUUUAAUAGAUUUAUUCUUAUAUAUUUAAUUUUCUACGUUUAUUCCUCGGAGAUGAGAACGUAUCAUGUAUGGCUUUACAUCUGACAUAUUUUUAAAUAUAUUUUAGGACUUUAAUGCCAAUUCAGUUGUGUUUC